Closterium sp. Naga37s-1 is the source of this 1737-nucleotide messenger RNA. Lineage: Eukaryota; Viridiplantae; Streptophyta; Zygnematophyceae; Desmidiales; Closteriaceae. The record is from the annotation of a GenBank genome assembly.
AUGGAGUGGUUAACGAGCGCUAAGGGUCUGAAUGCCCGUCAGGAGCUGGAGGCGUCCGUUCGUGAGCACCACCCUCACUUGCGUGAUGAGGAGGUCGACCUUAUUGUGGACGGCCGUCUACUACGCAUGGUUCGGGAGCGCGCGGCGGAGCAAGCACCUGUGAGUGGCCAGCAAAGAGGAACUGACGUAGGAGGAGCUGUGCACGAAGCUCCAACUGCCGUGGGCAUUGGCAGAGGAGCUGUUGCACUGACCAUUGACGUGGGACUGAUCGGGACGAGCUACGGUCAAUUCAAGUUUGGAGUUGAACACAUCUCCGUGACGCCGCUACUGGAGGGAAGGCACGACCUUACCGCGGCCCGCACCAUCCGAGCGAAGCUGCUGACCAUUGGACAGGAGGUCCACAUGGCCACGUUUGCCGCCCACGUGCUGAAGGGCCUACCACCGGAGUUCGGAUUACUUCGCCGCAAGCUCGAAAUUUCCAGCCCUGACAUGAUGGUGGAACGCGUGUGCAGCGAGGUGUUGAUGGAGGAGCAGACUCUCUCCAUCAAACAGAGUUACAAGCAGAUCACCAGCGAUGCAUCUGCUUUCUCGGGCUCUGUCAACACCAUCGUGGCUACAACGGGGGUCAAUGGGAAGGAAGGAAAAGGGGGAAGGGACCAGACAGACAAGAAGAAGGAUGGCAAGCGGGAGAAGAAGCGAGCCCCCUUCAAGGGGCGCUGCUACAACUGCAAUGAGGAGGGGCACAUGGCUGCCAAGUGCCCCAACAAGAAGAAAGAUACAACGCCCGCGGCAGCCGCGAACGUAGCUGAAGGAGACGGAAAGGGCGUGGCGCUCACCGUCGCGUGUUCGGCUGCAAAGUUGCUGGCUGACGACAAGGACUUGUGGUUCCUUGACUCAGGAUGCUCCCAACACAUGACCGGCCGCAAGGAGUGGUUCACGGUGAUCCGUGACCCAUCUGCAACGAAAUCAGUCAAAGGGUUUGAUGGUUCUAUGCAGGAAGUUGCCGUUGUUGGUGAGGUUUUGCUAGAGGGCACUAACGGCUUGCGUGUGACCCUACAUGAUGUCCUUUUUGUGCCAGGAAUGAAGGCCAACUUGGUCUCCCUUGGGCAGCUCUUGGACAAGGGAGCAAAGCUGCAAACCGAGGAAGGUGUCACUCGCAUCAUCGCAUCAGGAGGUCAAGUGGCUCCAACGACACGAUACCGCCAUCGCCUUCACUGCCUUGACCUGAAACCGAGGCCAGCAAGGAACGGUGCAACGGCUGCAGCGGCAUGCAACGGCAUGGCGGCUGCAGCGGCAUGCACCGAUAUGGCGGGUGGAGCAGCGAGCAACAGCACAGGGGCUGCAUCGGCAUGCAACGGCACGACGGCUGCAACGGCAAGCAACGGCACUGCGAAGGAGAUUGCUGAUGUGGCGUCAAGCAAGCCGGAAGCUAAAGAUGGAGCGGCCAGCCUCAAGACGUACGCGGUGGGCUCCAAGGCAAUGCCCAACCUGUGGCACGCUCGCCUUGGACACGUCCACUUCGAUGCGGUGAAGAGGACAGCCACGAGCAGUGGCGUGUUUGGUAUGGACAUGGAGAAAAGAGGUGAGGAUAUGCCGUGCACCUCCUGCCAUGAAGCCAAACUCACUCGUGAAUCAUUUCCGCUGCACGACGAGCGAGAGGAGCAGGUACUUGGGCUGGUCCAUACUGACGUGUGUGGUCCAUUUCAGACCCUAGCCAUGGAUGGAAGCAGGUACUAG